Aspergillus wentii DTO 134E9 is the source of this 810-nucleotide messenger RNA. RefSeq names its product SDR family NAD(P)-dependent oxidoreductase. The transcript has 3 exons. Lineage: Eukaryota; Fungi; Ascomycota; Eurotiomycetes; Eurotiales; Aspergillaceae. The record is from RefSeq and is a predicted model, not a curated record. Bases 1 to 810 code for a protein of 269 amino acids.
AUGGCUUUGCAAUAUUCAUUCCCAGGCGUGGCGGUCGUCACAGGCGCUGGUGGCACAGGAAUCGGAGCUGCAGUAGCCAAAAGAUUUGCUGCCUCAGGAUGCAGUCGAAUUGCAAUCACAGAUCUCAAUGCGACUUCGUUAGAACAAACGCGACAAGCGGUUCUGUCCACAAACCCCCAGGCUCGUGUGGUCCAUAUGGCUGGAGAUAUUGCGGAUGAGAAAUUCGUGGAUACCUUCAUAAAAGAAGUAGCUGCCACGUUCGAGCGUCUGGACUAUGCUGUGAACUGUGCGGGAAUACUCGGGGCGGCGGAGCGGUCGACGGAGAUGACUCCAGAAUCUUUCGACAUUGUAAAUAACGUCAACUACCGGGGCAGCUGGUUAUUUUCUCGAGCAGCAUUGAAAGAGAUGCUGAAGCAAGACCCACUGCCAAGUCAUGAUCCGGAUCGCAGCCCUCAGCGAGGUGCGGUAGUCAAUAUCGCAAGCCAGUUGGGAAUUGUCGGGCGACCCAGUGCUCCUGCAUACUGUAGCUCUAAGGCCGCCAUCAUUGCCAUGACCCGCGCGGAUGCGAUUGAUUAUUCGGCAGAUGGGAUCAGGGUAAACUGUGUUUGUCCCGGAGUAAUCGAGACCCCCAUGACCUCUCACAAUGGAGAAGUCAGUGAGCGAUUGAGGCCUGCAGUCGAGAUAGCCCCGAUGAAAAGAAUGGGUAAGCCGACAGAAGUUGCUGAUGCUGUUCUGUUCUUGUGCUCUACACAAGCUUCAUUUAUUCAGGGCCAUUCGUUAGUUGUUGAUGGGGGUUACGUUAUUAACUAG